UGCGCAUGCGCAGUACGGGCAUCACUUUGACCACGUAGCUAGUGUGUCAGCUACAUCAGGAGGGUUUGUGGAGAAAUAGCUGUAAUAUAAACAUAUUCACUGCCAGCAAAUUGUAGCAACGGGCCGUUAGAAAUGGCGAGGUACCUGAGGCCUCCUAAUACCUCUCUGUUCGUCAGAAACAUCGCCGACGAGUCCAGAAUGGUAAAGAUACAGUUCUGGAGACCCCACACCAAAGAAAGUUGAAAGGCGGUUGUAGAGUAGAUUCAAGCCAAAGACACCCAGGCGACAAGCAAUAGUGGAAUUUGGAAAAUAAAGAGAGAGCAAAAGCAUGAAGAUACAAAGAGGAGAAAAGAGAGCAUCCAGGCUUCCAUUUGUCUACCAAAGGGAGGAAAAGCAAAGUGUUUAUUGGGCAAAGACAAGCAGGAAACCUCAAGUUCUUCUGCCAAGACAAUAAAGAACAAGCUGAAGGUCAAAGGUCAAGCAUGUUAAAGGUAACAAGCCAAACUUUGUAUGUCCGGGAUGCAGAGGACGCUCUUCACAACCUGGACCGUAAAUGGGUUUGCGGGCGCCAGAUUGAGAUCCAGUUCGCCCAGGGAGACCGCAAGACCCCAAACCAGAUGAAGACUAAGGAGCGGCACUCGCCUCGCAGUUUCUCCCGCUAUGACGACGAUCGGGAUAGCCGCCGUAGACGCUCCCGAAGCCGCAGCUACGAACGUCGCAGGUCCCGCAGCCCCUCUUACGAACGCCGUCCUCGGAGGUCUGAGAGCCCUAAAGACUCUCGGUCCUAUAGUCGACGUAGACGAAGCAGAAGCCAUGAAAAUGACAAGUACAGAGGUCCUCCUCGUGAUCACCACAGGACACACCAUGAGCCAGGCUCACGUAGCCGCUCAGCGUCCCGCUCCCCCUCACCCUCCAGAUCUAGGCCCAAAGGUAAAAAGAGCCAGUCCAGGUCCCACAGCCCAGCUGAAGAUUUCCACCCGACAUCCAGCUCCCAAAAACAGUCCGUAGGGCGAUCUCCGUCCCGAUCCUACUCUAGAUCCAUGUCCCGGUCACGCUCUCGCUCCAGGUCCUGGGCUGGACGCAAGUCUGGAGGCCACUAAACUGUCAGUUCUUCCAAAGCUCUAUUUAUCUGUAUCUGAGGAUGUUUCUGUUCAGCUUUUGACAAUGAUAACUGGAGUGUUACGCUCUAGGUUUGUAUUUGUUUAUCAUCACAUUAUGGAGGAAUCUGUUGCCAAAAGGAAGAGAGCAGCAGGAUCCAGAGAUCAUUUUUAGCAUAAUGAAAAAAAAUGUUUUUGUUGUGAUUCAUGGAAGCACAGUUGAUACCUUUGGAGUUUUACUUGGUUACGUUUUUUGGACUUGUGUACUGUGUGUCACUGAGGGAGGGCAUAAUAUUACGGUUUGGCUCUGCCAAGAGUAUUUUUGUACUUUGAGUUAGCAAUAUUUACAUUCACACAUUUGUUAAUAUGGGGACUGUCUGAGUUUGGUUCUAUGGUUUGUCUGUUAUAUAAACAGUGAUGAAAAUUACAUUUGACGUCAUGCACUGACUUACCAGUAUUUACUUAGUGCCCUGGCCUUGGCCGUGUCUGGUUUCAACAGACAAACUGUGUACUGUAGGAGCCUUUUCUGUAAUUACUGUGGCAAUGGGUGAUAAAUGGAAGGCAGUUGUCCAGCAAUGGACGACAUACGUGUGACAAUAUAUUCAAAAUGAGCUGCAAUCAUUUCUCAUGUACUUUGUUCAGAGAGUGAAACAAAGUCAACUGAGUAUUUUAAGUGUCUUAGUACCAUUUUCCCUGUUUCAGUGUUUUGUUUUGCGUUGUCAAUAAAGAAGUCCAUUAUC
Thunnus maccoyii (southern bluefin tuna) is the source of this 1837-nucleotide messenger RNA. RefSeq names its product serine and arginine rich splicing factor 10a (gene srsf10a). Gene Ontology annotation, molecular function: RNA binding. Bases 483 to 1100 code for a protein of 205 amino acids. The record is from RefSeq and is a predicted model, not a curated record. NCBI's taxonomy places the organism in Eukaryota, Metazoa, Chordata, Actinopteri, Scombriformes, Scombridae. The transcript has 6 exons.